UUGUUUUGGUACAUCCUCACUUAGAAUUUGAAAUUAACGAGGAGCACCUGAAUGCAGCAUAAAUACAACUGCGCAGUUCAGGGACCACUGUUUGUUGCUGCUCACCAAAAACUUGUCAGAGAUGUCCAACGCCACUGCACUGAGUCUGCGUCUCCUCCAGUGCUACUCAAAGAAAGGCACAUUUGGAUAUGGCCCUGGUGUUGUGCGCCCAUUUAGUCUCAGCGUGCAGAGAGAGGGCUAUAAGUAUGUGAAUGCGCAGGAGCUGCCGACAGACCUGAGGUCCAUCACUGACCGGGCUGCCACAACCCUCCUUUGGACUGAACUUUUUAGAGGUUUGGCAAUGACCAUGAGUUACUUGUUCCGUGAGCCUGCUACCAUCAACUACCCAUUUGAGAAGGGACCUCUGUCGCCCCGCUUCCGUGGAGAACACGCUCUCCGCCGCUAUCCUAAUGGAGAGGAGCGCUGCAUUGCUUGCAAGCUGUGUGAGGCCAUCUGCCCUGCUCAGGCCAUUACCAUCGAAGCUGAGACUCGGGCUGAUGGCAGCAGGAGAACCACACGCUAUGACAUUGAUAUGACCAAGUGUAUCUACUGUGGCUUCUGCCAGGAAGCUUGUCCUGUUGAUGCCAUUGUGGAGGGUCCAAACUUUGAGUUCUCCACAGAAACCCAUGAGGAGCUGCUGUACAACAAAGAGAAGCUGCUCAACAAUGGGGACCGAUGGGAGGCUGAGAUAGCAGCCAACAUACAGGCAGACUACCUGUACAGAUAGGCUGACUGUCAUAGCUGUACACUGACCCCAAAGAUACAGUAUGUCACACAAGUAAAGAGAUUACUUGUAGAUUUACAGAUAUACCAAGCAGUUGCACAUGAGCAGUGAAGCCUUGCAGCCUCAGAUUCUGCUGUCAGAACUGAGAAAAAAUAUAAACGCACAAUUCAUGUCUUGUGUUUUAAAGAUGAAUUAUGAUGUUGAUUUUACAAUCUGUGACCCAUGUAACUUAUGCACAUGUCUGUGAUAGACUACUUUCUGCUGCACUUUAAAAAUGUACCUUGAUUUAAUAGGCAGGACAUUUCUGAAAGAGUAUAUUUAUGUAAUGUUGCUGAUGCUAUUUAAGAAAGUGAAAUAAAUCACGUUUUAAAACUGUUUAUUCACCUGUUGUAUUAAAACCUGUGCUGAAAGAAUUAGUCAAUUGACAGAAUUGUAAUUGUCAAUAAUUUUGCUAUUUGACAGUUUUGGAUUGUUGGUCAAACAGAACAAGUGAAAACAGUGGAUUUUUUUAAAUGAUUAUGUUUCACUAUUAUUUGUAAAUUUUCACAGAGAACACAAUCAAUCCAAAUUCAAUGUUUCAUACAUUAAGACUUAUUUCUUUUCUCUGUUUAAUGUGAUAGCAAAUAUAUUUGGU
Molecule: messenger RNA, 1397 nt
Organism: Toxotes jaculatrix (banded archerfish)
Lineage: Eukaryota; Metazoa; Chordata; Actinopteri; Toxotidae
Gene: ndufs8b
Product: NADH:ubiquinone oxidoreductase core subunit S8b
Exons: 7
Coding region: 122-766 (214 amino acids)
Biological process (GO): mitochondrial respiratory chain complex I assembly; mitochondrial electron transport, NADH to ubiquinone
Cellular component (GO): membrane
Molecular function (GO): 4 iron, 4 sulfur cluster binding; NADH dehydrogenase activity
Source: RefSeq, a predicted model, not a curated record